This is a messenger RNA of Loxodonta africana (African savanna elephant), 4732 nucleotides long. RefSeq names its product protein arginine methyltransferase 9 (gene PRMT9). The record is from RefSeq and is a predicted model, not a curated record. The transcript has 12 exons. Gene Ontology annotation, cellular component: nucleus. Gene Ontology annotation, biological process: peptidyl-arginine methylation. Lineage: Eukaryota; Metazoa; Chordata; Mammalia; Proboscidea; Elephantidae. The coding region runs from base 1 to 2544 and encodes 847 amino acids. Gene Ontology annotation, molecular function: protein binding; protein-arginine N-methyltransferase activity.
AUGCCAAACUCGCGGCUCAGGCCCCGCCGAAGCGCCGGGAGUGGCGGCGGGGCGGCCGGCCGGGACGAGCUGGUGUCGCGGUCCUUGCAGAGCGCAGAGCACUGCCUGGGCGCCCAGGACUUCGGCACCGCCUAUGCUCACUACCUCCUCGUGCUCAGCCUGGCGCCGGAGCUCAAAGACGACGUGAAGGAAACUUUUCAGUAUACGCUAUUCAAAUGGGCUGAAGAGCUUGAUGCGCUUGGUCGAAUUCCAGACUUGCUUGGUUGCUAUGAGCAGGCCUUGGAACUAUUUCCUGAUGAUGAAGUGAUUUGCAAUAGCAUGGGGGAACAUCUCUUCAGAAUGGGCUUUAGAGAUGAAGCGGCUGGGUAUUUUCAUAAAGCAGUGAAGCUCAACCCUGAUUUCAAUGACGCAAAGGAGAAUUUUUAUCGUGUUGCAAACUGGUUGGUAGAGCGUUGGCACUUCAUCAUGCUGAAUGAUAUCAGGAGGAAUAGGAUUUAUAAUGCAGCAAUCCAAAAGGCGGUUCGUUCAGGAUACAAAAGUGUUUUGGACAUUGGGACAGGAACUGGAAUACUAAGCAUAUUUGCUAAAAAAGCUGGAGCACACUCGGUGUAUGCCUGUGAGUUAUCCAAGACCAUGUAUGAACUUGCCUGUGACGUAGUGGCAGCAAACAAGAUGGAAGCAGGGAUCAAACUCUUACAUAUGAAGUCGCUGGACAUAGAAAUUCCAAAACACAUUCCUGAAAGAGUGUCCCUAGUUGUAACAGAAACUGUCGAUGCAGGUUUAUUUGGAGAAGGAAUUGUGGAGAGUUUGAUUCAUGCAUGGGACUCUUUACUUUUGCAGCCAAAGAUGCAGGGUGAUGAUGGCAGUUGUGAAAAGUACGGGAAAGUUAUACCAGCAAGUGCCGUUAUAUUUGGGGUGGUGGUGGAAUGUGCAGAGAUACGAAGACAUCAUAGGGUGGGUAUUAAGGACAUUGCUGGUAUCCAUUUGCCAACAAGUGUGAAAUUUCAGAGUCCAGCAUAUUGUCCUUUAGAUUCUGAAGAAGCACUUGAACCUUAUACAACUGAAAAGAUGAGUCGAGUUCCUGGGGGAUAUUUGGCUCUGACUGAACACUUUGAAAUUAUGACAGUAGAUUUCAACAAUCUUCAGGAGUUAAAAAGUCUUGCAACUAAAAAACCUGAGAAGAUUGGUAUUCCUGUUAGUAAAGAAGGCACGCUAGAUGCUGUUGUGGUGUGGUUUGUACUCCAGCUUGAUGAUGAACAUAGUUUAUCCACAAGCCCUAGUGAGGAAACGUGUUGGGAACAGGCUGUCUACCCUGUACAGGACCUUGCAGACUACAGGAUAAAGCCUGGGGACCAUGUGACGAUGGAAGUGUCUUGUCAGGACUGUUACUUAAGAAUCCAGAGUAUCCAGGUCUUGGGUUUGGAACAUGAAAUGGAUGUUGUGAAAAGUUUUACCAAGAAUGAAGAGUCACCAUCUUUAGGAAAUGAGGCUGAACUCUGUAGUGCCCUGGCUAACCUUCAGACCAGCAAACCAGAUUCUGUAGAGCAGACGUGUGUAUUGGAGUCCACAGAAAUAGCUUUGCUUAAUAACAUCCCGUAUCAUGAAGGCUUUAAAACGGCAAUGAGGAAAGUUUUGUCCGCGCUGACUCCGGAGAAACUGUUGCAGGCUGUGGGUAUUCGGUGUCAGAGUGAGGAGGUGAAGUCUGGAAGCGGACAGAAUGAGAAUUCUCUGCAGAGCGCCCGUGACCCUUACUAUGUGUUAGAUGUGUCUGAAGGCUUUUCUAUUCUGCCGAUAAUUGCUGGCUCACUUGGGCAGGUUAAACCUUACAGUUCUGUGGAGAAAGACCAGCAUCGCAUUGCUCUAGACCUCAUUUCCGAGGCCAAUCACUUUCCUAAGGAAACGCUUGAGUUUUGGCUGAGACACGUGGAGGAUGAGUCUGCGAUGUUGCAGAGGCCAAAAUCAGACAAGUUGUGGAGCAUAAUCAUAUUGGAUGUCAUUGAACCAUCUGGGCUCAUUCAGCAGGAAAUAAUGGAAAAAGCGGCAAUAUCCAGGUGUUUGCUGCAGUCUGGAGGCAAGAUCUUUCCUCAGUAUGUGGUGAUGUUGGGGUUACUUGUAGAGUCACAGAUACUGGUAGAAGAGAGUGCUGUUCAAGGAACAGAAUGUACUCUUGGAGUAAAUAUAGCACCUUUCAUUAACCAGUUUCAGGUACCUAUACGUGUGUUUUUGGACCUGUCCUCAUUGCCCUGUAUUCCUUUAAGCGAGCCUGUGGAACUGUUAAGACUAGAUUUAAUGACUCCAUAUUUGAACACCUCCAGCAGAGAAGUAAAGGUACACAUUUGUAAAUCUGGACAAGUGACUGCCAUUCCAUUUUGGUAUCAUGUGUAUCUUGACGAAGAGAUUAGGUUGGAUACAUCAAGUGAAGCCUCACACUGGAAACAAGCUGCGGUUGUAUUAGAUAAUCCCAUCCAGGUUGAAAUGGGAGAGGAACUUGUACUCAGUGUCCAGCACCACAAAAGUAAUGUCAGCAUCAUGGUAAAGCAGUGAAGAGUAGUUUAAUGAAAACUGUUUAGGGAAAGCAGCAAAUAAAAAUUCUCAUGGUCUGAAUUAAUGGAGUCAUAAUCAUAAAAUGAGGUAUAAAAAUUUCAUCCCUUUUAACAGCCAAAUAUUUUAAAAAACUGACAUUAAUAAAACUUAUUUAAAAGAUCCUAGAUUAAAGGACAGCAUUAUUAUAAAGAUAUUGCUACAGGCUUACUUUUUGCAAAAGACUCUGUCAUUAUCUGUUUUUCAAAUUAGGAAACUUCAUUUUUAUUGCUUGAUUUUACUGUAGAUUAAAUUCUGUUAAACACUUGUCUUUACACUCUAAAGCUAUAAAGAUAAGGGAUUUUUAUAGUCUCUCUUAAUGUCAUGUAUCAGUACGUAAAGCAAAACUUUCAUUUUUUUAGGCAUCUUGGCUUUUUUUUCUGAAACCCAAAUUUAUAACUGGGAAACAUCAAAAAGUAGGCUUCCAUUGAGGACCAAGCUUGCUUGUAAAUUCUAAGCUUGCUUCCUUUUACUACUCAGUAUACUUCUAAGAUACGUCCUCAGGUUUUGUGUUUGGGGAAUGCAAACCUGAAUAAGAAUUUAAGUUAUAAGCUAAAUGUAACUAAGAGAGUUAAAGGAGUUAGUGAAGAAAUAAAUCUUUAGGAAGCAGCAUUUUCCUAGUCUACUUUGAAAGAGCUGAUGACAAAACAAUUAAAUUCAAAAAGUCAAUCCUUUAUUUAUUUCAUACAUUAUAAUAUAUAAUUGGUCCAGUUUUUACAGACUUUUGAAAUAAGAUUCGUGCCAUGCCUCAUAUAUGCUGUGUGCUUUUUGUAAGUCAGCCACAAAGAAAAUAAGAUGUACUGUCUCUCCAGACUGUCUAGUCUUCAUAACCUCCAACAUUAGAGUACUCAGCCUUACUUUCAUUAGAAAUGUUUAGUUUAUAAUGAAUAGACAGAAUAAAGACUUUGUACCUUAAUUACUGUGAAUGUGUGUGUAUAAAGCGAAAGCUUUGAGAAGCAAUGCAUAUCCUUGAUACUGGUGACAUAACUUCUCUGGUACUUUCUAUAUUGUAUUUUCAUUAUAAAAUGUUAAAGAUGAUGCAGUGAUCAGCAAUAAAAGAAACACCAUCUUAAGUGAUAAUUCUCUUCCAAAUAGCACCUAUGUGUCUUCUGGCUGUGGUUUAAUAGUUGUGAAGAAUUAAGAAGAAGAAUGCUCAGCCAAGAUUUACGUUUGUUGCUGUCUUUAAUAGCAUGGAGUGAGAACAGACUACAUUUCUAUCACAAGUUUCUUAUUCUUUAGGUCUUCUAUCCAGUUUAUUCUUUUCAUCUCAAAGCUAUGGGUAGGUAAUUAGUCUAUGAACAGUGUUGCAAAUAGGAUUUUUAGAUACGUAGGUGUUUUAAUAUGAAUAAGUUUAGCUCCUAGAUAUUUCUCCUAAUAGAAUGAAUAUAAGAUAUAUGCAUAAGAUAAAUUUUAUCAUAGUUAUGUAACUUUUAAAUCCUCCUCUCUCUUUUUUAACUUCUUUUUGUUGUGCCUCUAAUCAAGAAAUUUUGGUUAAAGCAUUAUGGGCUUUAUGUAUUAAAGAAUGAGAGACAUAAAAGGUUGCAGAAAAUAAAUCAUAAAUUCUCAUUUAUUCAAAGACAUCCAGUUGAGAAAUAGAGAAAUAAUUGUUAGCUUUUAUGGCACAUGAUUAUGAUGUAGUCCCACUAAUUCACGUUUCUGAAGUACGCCUCCUGCUAAUCCCAAAGCAUUAUAUUCAUGCAGCAGUGGUAGAAAGCCGUGAGACUUUUCUGUCCGUCCUCGUGAUAAAGCAGUAUGACAUCAGGAACAUUUAGUUGGAAUCAUUUGCUACCAUGUGAGUAUGUAAUACUCUGUUUGUUCAAGAGAUCAAGUCUAAGUCUAGGAAAUUUAGACUGAUAUACAAAACAUAAUUAUGUAAGUUCAGUAGUUGUACCUGGCUUUCACUUGUCUUCAUGUUGAAAUUUUCUAUUAUUUUAUGGCUUCUCCCAAGCACAAAAUCCUGAGCAAUGGGAUACCAGGUAAUGAAAUAGCAUGGCAGUAGCACACUUUGCUUGUACACCUUGUUCAAGAGGCCACAAAUUUAUCUGAAAGUUCUUUUUUCUCUCCUGUAGUGUCAUUAAACAUUUCAUCAGGUAUCUUAGCUGCAGUAGGUGUCGUCUGAGGGGUCACAGUGUGUCCAAACCCUUGGUAGUGA